GCUUCAUCCGACUUCUGAGCUGUUAGGAGUCCAGGACAGAAGUUAACCUAUCGAGACGACCAUGGCGAACACUACAGGUCCCCAGGUGGCAUUUUACAGCCAAGAUGAGCCCAGCUUCGGCUAUCCCGCUGGGAUGACGGUGGUGGAUUUUGUACCUGAGACCAUCAAGCAUAUGGUGCACCAACACUGGUACCAGUUCCCCCCCGUCAACCCCAUGUGGCAUUACCUCCUGGGUAUCAUCUACAUCUUCCUUGGCUUUUUCUCCACCGUUGGGAACGGCCUCGUUAUCUACCUGUACAUGAAAUGCAAGGCUCUCAAGACCCCGGCUAACAUGUUGGUUGUUAACUUGGCGCUGUCCGACCUCAUCAUGUUGACCACUAACUUCCCCCCUUUCGCCUACAACUGCUUCAGCGGCGGAAGAUGGAUGUUCAGUUCAUUCUUCUGCGAAAUAUACGCUGCUCUGGGCGCCGUGACAGGUGUGUGUAGCAUCUGGACCCUGGCCAUGAUCUCCUGGGACAGGUACAACAUCAUUUGCAACGGUUUCAAUGGCCCCAAGAUGACUCAGGGUAAGGCCAUGACCAUGUGUCUCUUCUGCUGGGCCAUGGCCAUUGGCUGGGCUCUACCCCCUUUCUUUGGCUGGGGAAAGUACAUCCCUGAGGGCAUCCUCGACUCCUGCAGCUACGACUACCUUUCACAGGACUUUAGUACGAGGAGCUACAACCUUUGCAUCAUCUUCUUCGACUUCUGCCUCCCCUGUGCCCUCAUCAUUGGCUCUUACGUCUUCAUCGUGAAGGCCAUCUGCGCCCACGAAGCCGCUAUGCGUGCUCAGGCCAAGAAGAUGAACGUCACUAACCUCCGUUCUAACGAAGCUGAGAGUCAGCGUGCCGAGAUCCGUAUUGCCAAGACAGCCAUCGCCAACGUUUCACUAUGGCUGGUGUGCUGGACUCCCUACGCCAUCAUCACCAUCCAGGGAGUAUCUGGCAACUACGAGAACAUCACUCCACUGGUGACAAUGUUGCCCGCUCUGCUGGCCAAGUCCGCCUCUUGCUACAACCCCUUCGUCUACGCCAUCAGCCACCCCAAGUUCCGUCUGGCCAUCACUGAGUACCUUCCCUGGUUCUGCGUGCAUGAGGUUGAGCGCAAGACUACUGACGACAACCAGUCCAACGCCACCGCCGCCGAAAAAUCAUAAAUCAUAAGACAUAGACCCCGCCAGCGCAGGGGAGAUGCAGAGUGGACGUGGGUGCAGUUCUGCCACAGACAAGAAAGCGACCAUGAUCGUCAAUGGAUAAUUCUUCUCAUCUUUGUUCGUGUUUACUUGUACAGUAUAUUAACAUCUGAGGCCUCACUAGAAUAUCAGUAAACAUAUUUGCAAUGAAAA
Homarus americanus (American lobster) is the source of this 1381-nucleotide messenger RNA. RefSeq names its product compound eye opsin BCRH1-like. NCBI's taxonomy places the organism in Eukaryota, Metazoa, Arthropoda, Malacostraca, Decapoda, Nephropidae. Gene Ontology annotation, molecular function: G protein-coupled receptor activity. Gene Ontology annotation, cellular component: membrane. The transcript is spliced from 9 exons. The record is from RefSeq and is a predicted model, not a curated record. The coding region runs from base 62 to 1192 and encodes 376 amino acids. Gene Ontology annotation, biological process: G protein-coupled receptor signaling pathway; visual perception; phototransduction.